AUGAAGUCAGCCUGUCAUAUAGCUUGUAGUUGUUGUUUGAAACAAGAAGAUAGAUGUCAUUAUUUUCAAGAAGUUUUCAGAUUAGCAUCUGAACAUAGAGAUGGUUUAUAUCAGAUGAGAGCUAGUGCUAUAUUUACUCUAGAAGAAGCUGUUAUAGCCAGUACUUCAGUUAUAUUACAUGAUGACUUUAUAGUGGAUUUUAUUAUAUAUAGUAACUUUCCUUUACGUAUAAACUGUGAUAACAUAUUGAUAUCUAUUAUCAAGGCUAGUGAUAGUGGUUUAUCUCCCUUUAGAAAGAAAACUCACAUUCGGAAUCCUAGUUUAACUUUUAAAAAUCACGAACAUUUACCUAAUUUUAGACCAAUCAGAAAACAACUUCCACCAGAAAUCAAUGUCAACUCUACGUAUGAAAAAAGGAAUGGUAAAAUUGUAUCCUGCUCUGUAGGAUGUGCUAAUGCUCAUGAAUUGUUAAAACGUGCUGAUAGUACAACAAAUCAAGUAGAAUCAGAUAUUAUUAUCAAGGGAGAUUACUCUCUGUGUAUGAGUAUGAAUAAUGUAACAUUGGAACCAGGCAAAAAUAAAGUUCAACUAAAGAUGAAGACUGAAGAUAAAGGAAUGUUUAAACUAAGUCAAAUAUGUUAUAAAAUAAAACAGCUAGAAUUAUUAAAAACAUUAUCUCAAUGUGAUCUACAAUUUGAAGUUGUUUGUAAUGAACCAUCAGUUCAACUUAAACCUUUGAAAUUAGACAAGUUUCUGGCUGGUAUACAACAAGAUGUAAUAUUAGUGAUUAACACUGGUAGUUAUUAUAUACCAAAUGCUUCCACUAUAUCACUGGAAUUUAAUGGUCCAGUCUCUUUAAUAACAGACAGGGGAGACAACACAUUAAAACUUGAUGCAGCAGAGAGUCAAGAAACUGUAGAGUAUAAACUAAGUUUAUUUUUGGAAACUAAACAACAACUGAAACAAACUACAGAUAUUCAGAUGAGUUGUAAAUUAGAUUGUUGGGAUAAAAUAAUGACAUAUAAUUUGAUCUUUUACCAUCCAUUCCAUAUUACUCAUAAACUACAUACUAGUAAAGAAAAAAAAUUUUUACAAUUGACUGUCAUUGGUAAUGUGAAGUCAGAAUUUACAUUGUUAAGACCAGAAUUAUCUUGUUUGAAUUGUUUAGAUUUAGAAUUAAUUCCGUUUAAUAAACUAGAACAUCAGUGGAAAGUUAGUUGUGAUCAAACAGCAACUUUUGUCUGGUCAAUCAAGUCAAAUAUAUCAGAGUUACCUAACCUUGACCUGUGUUUUAAUGUUAAAUAUACAUCUAUACAAGAUAAGUCUGGUGAACAGAGACUGUUUAGUUAUAUAUGUCAUCUUGAACAAUUUCAGACCCAGUAUUUAUUGGAUUAUGAACUAAAAACAUCAGAAGAAAAAUGUUGUAAGACUGGUGAAUCUACUCUACUACAGAUACAUGUUCAAAAGGCAUCUACUUGUAAUAAACCAGAUAGUAGACUUGUAUAUCAAGUUAGUGACAAUACCAGCUGGGCUGUUGCUGGUAAAUCUACAGGUGUAUUUGAUAUAGCUGAUGAUGAAUAUUCCACUACUAUAGACGUAAUACCAUUACAAUCAGGUUUACAACACUUACCCCUAGUAACAUUAUACCAAUACGUUGAUAGUAAUCAAAAUCAGAAUGAAGUAUGGGUAAGAAAACCAUCCGAUAGUGAAAUAAAAGAUGGUAAAAAAUCUCAGAAUAUUACCAGGUUUACACCCUUUAAUACUGGAGAAGUUUAUAAUAAUAGUAAAUGUCAACAAGUUCACAUACAACCAACCAAAUCAUCACUUGAUACAGAAUUCAUCGUGGCUUUGUAG
Messenger RNA from Lottia gigantea (owl limpet), 1854 nucleotides. RefSeq lists its product as hypothetical. Bases 1 to 1854 code for a protein of 617 amino acids. Lineage: Eukaryota; Metazoa; Mollusca; Gastropoda; Lottiidae. Gene Ontology annotation, cellular component: TRAPPII protein complex. The record is from RefSeq and is a predicted model, not a curated record. The transcript is spliced from 10 exons. Gene Ontology annotation, biological process: intra-Golgi vesicle-mediated transport; early endosome to Golgi transport.